Messenger RNA from Phodopus roborovskii (desert hamster), 1713 nucleotides. RefSeq names its product Thy-1 cell surface antigen (gene Thy1). NCBI's taxonomy places the organism in Eukaryota, Metazoa, Chordata, Mammalia, Rodentia, Cricetidae. The record is from RefSeq and is a predicted model, not a curated record. The coding region runs from base 139 to 627 and encodes 162 amino acids. The transcript is spliced from 4 exons.
CCCUCCCCGCUCCCCCGUUCCCCCACCCCUGGUGAAAACUGCGGGCUUCGCACAGGGUGCAGCAACUGGAGGCGGUGGUGCAUCCGGAGGAAGCUGCAGCUACCAGAGUCCAGAAUCCAGGACAGAACCCUUGGCACCAUGAACCCAGUCAUCGGCAUCGCUGUCCUGCUUUCAGUCUUGCAGAUGUCCCAAGGGCAGAAGGUGACCAGUCUGACAGCCUGCCUGGUGGAUCAGAACCUUCGUCUGGACUGUCGUUAUGAGAACAACAGCCUCUUGACCAUCCAGCAUGAAUUCAGCCUGACCCGAGAGAAAAAGAAGCAUGUGCUCGCAGGUACCCUCGGGGUACCUGAGCACACAUACCGCUCCCGGACCAACGUCAGCAGCCAGCACAACAUCAAGGUCCUUACCUUAGCCAACUUUACGAACAAGGAUGAGGGCACCUACACGUGUGAGCUUCGAGUCUCUGGCCAGAGUCCUCCCAUGAUCUCCAAUCAAAAUGUCUCUGUGCUCAGAGACAAGCUGGUGAAGUGUGAUGGCAUAAGCCUGCUGGUUCAGAACACCUCAUGGCUGCUGCUGCUCCUGAUCUCACUCUCCUUCUUCCAAGCCAUGGAUUUCAUUUCUCUGUGACGGGUUGGGUCCAUAGAGAAACAUGAAGCCUCCAGGCCCAGUACAGAGGUCCUGCUUCUCUGGGUCAGCUAACUUCCUUCCCAGCCCCUCAAAUACCUCUGGGAGAAACGGGGACCCUGUCCUUCAUGAGGAACCCCAGCGCUGCAUGCCAUCGCCCAUCCCCUUCUGACACUUCGCCCUCUCUGCACACCACUGGCUGACAUUCUAUACUCUUCAUUCCAGGGCUGCUUCUGUCUGUCUGUAUAAUGUUUCUCCUUUCUUUUCUCUGGGAUUUUAUGACAAGGAGGCCAGGACUGGGGACCCAAAGGAGCAUAAGGGUGUAUGAUGGGUGGCAGGACACCAGGCCCUGGAGGGGAGUUCCUCCUUGCCAACCAGGCCAAAUGCCUGAAAGAGACAUGAAGGAGUUGGAGUGUGCCUGUGUCUGGCACAGUCAUACUCUUGGUAAAAGUAUUGCCCAGUGGGCAGGGAGGGAACCUCAAGAUCUCAAGAUAUCAGGGGAUGCUUAGCCUUUGUGGCCCAUCCAAUGAGGAUGAGAACUGAGUCUAUACAAGAUCAUUCUCAGCUACCACAUACAAUCCCCCUCCUACCACUGAAGAAGUCCCCUGGGGCUCUCGAGCCAGGGCACAUUCAGUAAAGAUGCAGGUUCCACCAGAGAGUGUUGGGGAAAAAGAGGGGUAGGAGGCAAGGGAAUGUCACCUCUCCUGUCUCUAACUGCUACUGCCUGUAGUGAAAAGUAUGGCAGAGGAACUCUGCCUGCAGGAUCUGAGUCAGUCCAGGAAGGAGGGUUCUAGAGCCACCCUGCUGGCCCCAGCUUGCUAAGGGAGGUUCUUCGUUCUUUCCGUUGCCCCUCUGUGCCAGCCCCUCUGGCUGUCCCUGACCCCCCUCCCCAGACAACCAGAAUCGUGCACCCUGCCUCCUCUGGGACCUAGGGUGGGAAGCAGGUGGUGGAGAGAGACCCAGUGUGAACACCCACUUCCCCACUGGCAGCCCUGCCUGUCCUGUCUCUGUGUGUAAUGCCACCACAGCUUACAGCAUCUCACUGAGGGGGUUAAAAAAGCUGCACAAUAAAACCAAACCUCUGGAGUC